Linnemannia hyalina is the source of this 558-nucleotide messenger RNA. The record is from the annotation of a GenBank genome assembly. Lineage: Eukaryota; Fungi; Mortierellomycota; Mortierellomycetes; Mortierellales; Mortierellaceae.
AUGAGUUCAUUCGACACAAAGACAUCAACUCCCCAAAAGACAUACAAUGCGCCCGGUGUUGCCAACCUGCCGUACAACCAGCGCCCAUUGCCGCCAGGCUGGAUCUCGCAGUACGACCCCAACCACCAAGCCAACUUCUACGUCGACGAAAACACCAACCCACCGACGAUAACCUGGGAAGACCCUCGCCCUGCAUACUACAUGGCCCAAGAGCGCGGCCAAUACGCUCCCCCACCUCCCGGCAUACAAGCUUCCUCCUCCGCUCAGCAAAGACGCUCCCCUCCACCUCAACCUCAACCUCAACAGCAACCAGUCCAAACCGUAAUACAUAACGCCGAUGGCACCGUCACCACCCUCACAUCCCAAAGCAACCAACCCAUCAUCAUCCAAUCCGCCGCCCCUCAACAACAGCAACAGCAACAGCAACAGCCGCAGGUGCAGCAGGCUCAAUCGAGUGGGCCUGGUUUGGGUCGCACCAUUGUUGGUGCUGCUGUCGUGACUUCCUUGUUGCGUCCGAGACCGAGGGUUGUUGUUGCGCCUCGUCGUCGUCGUUUUUAG